Messenger RNA from Neolamprologus brichardi, 1145 nucleotides. Lineage: Eukaryota; Metazoa; Chordata; Actinopteri; Cichliformes; Cichlidae. The record is from RefSeq and is a predicted model, not a curated record.
CACACGAAUAUUCCACAGACAGACAAACAAAUAUUUUCAUAUCCCAGCCCAGAAAUACUUUUCCGAAGUUUUUCUUUUAGCGAAUACGCAAUUUCUGUAAAUUAUAUUUAUAAUUUGAAUUGGAUAAGAAACAGCGCAACUGUCUGUUUUAUUCUGUACCGGAAAUAGUGUUGAAUCUCCUUCGAGGCAGGGAAGCACUUGUAUAAAACUCGGCUGGACCCCGCUUCAGUGAUCUUUAUCAUCCUCAUCGAAUUGGGGAAGCAGCAUCGUAUUUUUUAAAAGACGCAAACAGCAGUGUACCUUUGGGGAAGCUGAGUCCCCAGGCAGCCACCAUGGGGGACGAGAGCGAGUGGAUGAAGCUCCCCAUUGACCAGAAAUGUGAACACAAGAUUUGGAAAGCCCGCCUGAAUGGUUAUGAAGAAGCACUGAAAUUGUUCCAGAAGAUAGAAGAUGAAAAGAGUGCAGAAUGGGGGAAGUACCUGGGACUGAUUAAGAAGUUUGUCACAGACUCGAAUGCAGUGGCUCAGCUCAAAGGUCUGGAGGCAGCCCUUGCCUUCAUUGAGAAUGCCCACUUUGCUGGAAAGACGACAGGUGAGGUAGUGUCUGGUGUGGUGACCAAAGUGUUCAACCAGCCAAAAGCACGGGCCAAAGAGCUGGGUAUGGACAUCUGUUUUAUGUACAUUGAGAUAGAGAAGGCUGAAGUGGUUCAGGACGAGCUGCUCAAAGGACUGGACAACAAGAACCCCAAGAUAGUGGUGGCGUGCAUCGAGACUUUAAGAAAGGCUCUCAGUGAAUUUGGGUCUAAAAUAGAAGCUAAGAAGUGGCAGGAACGAAAAGAGGCACUGGAGGCUGUCGAGGCUUUGACCAAGAACCCCAAACUAGAGAACGGAGACUAUGGAGACCUUGUCAGAGCCCUGAAGAAGGUCGUAGGGAAAGAUGCUAACGUGAUGCUGGUUUCCAUGGCAGCUAAAUGUCUGGCAGGAUUGGCUACUGGACUGAGGAAGAAAUUUGGAACAUAUGCAGGACAAGUGGUUCCAACCAUUCUAGAGAAGUUCAAGGAAAAAAAGCCACAGGUUGUCCAAUCCCUGCAGGAGGCAAUUGAUGCCAUCUUUCUCACUGUGAGUAAAUUCUUUACAUCUCAUUGA